Pyrus x bretschneideri (Chinese white pear) is the source of this 495-nucleotide messenger RNA. RefSeq names its product AP2/ERF and B3 domain-containing transcription factor At1g51120-like. The record is from RefSeq and is a predicted model, not a curated record. Lineage: Eukaryota; Viridiplantae; Streptophyta; Magnoliopsida; Rosales; Rosaceae. The transcript has a single exon. The coding region runs from base 1 to 495 and encodes 164 amino acids. Gene Ontology annotation, molecular function: DNA binding.
AUGAAACUAGAAGAAGAAGACCACCACCCUUCAAAAGUACGACUGUUCGGCAUUGGCCUCGGCAGUAGUUUGAAUGAUCUUCGCGGAGGACACGAACUCUCUACCGAUCUGUAUCUGUGGGAUCCGACCUGGGACUACAGCUCAAUUUGGAAAAUCAGGAAGAGGCUAGCAGCGAGCGAUCUCGGAGAGCUGAGCAGGCUGUUAAUGCCAAAAGAGGCAGUGCGAAAACACGUUAUGUCUUACUUGGACGACAAGUUAGCCAAGAUGGUCAACAGUAAAGAGGGCUUACCAGUUACAGUUGUGGACUGGGAUACGUGCAACCGGCAUAAGUUAACUUUUAAGCAUUGGAACUCUGUCGAUUUUUACAUUCUGAAUGGAGGUUGGAGACCUCGGAGAGGCUUAAAGGAAAAUGACGAAAUCGGUCUUUACCUUGACUGGGAUUGGAAAACUUCCAAGUACAUUUUCAGGUUUUCUGUUCUUCAAAGAACAAAGUAG